AUGGCUAUGAUCGACGAGCCGCUGUAUCCUAUAGCUAUUUUGAUAGAUGAACUGAAAAAUGAAGAUAUUCAGUUGCGGUUGAACUCCAUUCGGAGACUUUCUACGAUUGCAAGAGCUCUGGGCGAGGAAAGAACUAGGAAAGAGUUGAUCCCUUUUCUUAGUGAAAACAAUGAUGAUGAUGAUGAGGUGCUUCUUGUGAUGGCUGAAGAGUUAGGGGUAUUUAUUCCCUACAUUGGUGGUGUUGAAUAUGCUCAUGUUCUGCUUCCCCCAUUGGAGACACUUUGCACUGUGGAGGAAACUUGUGUUAGAGAGAAGGCUGUGGAAUCAUUGUGCAGAAUUGGAACCCAAAUGAAGGAAAGCGAUUUAGUGGAUUGGUUUGUUCCACUCGUCAAGGUAAGAUAAUGGAAAACAUUGCGUUCAUGUGCCUGUGAUUAUAUUUUUGCCCCACGCAAUCUGAGGGAUUGCUGUUUUUUAGGUUCAUGAGUCAUUUUCUCGUUGGGAUUUGAAAUUUUUUCGUGUUUAAUUAGCUCGUAACACAAAGGAUCUUGAAUUUUACGUUGAAACCCUGAAAAUUUUCUAAUCUUUUGUUUAUGUGAUACUGAAAGUAUUCAUCCCAUGUUUGAGGAUUUAUUCUGUAACACUAAUUAUAUUUGUUCUGCAAGUGGGAUUUAUUUUCUUGGUUUCAUAUCUUCAUUGCCCUUCUCUUUAUUUCUAAAUGUAUGACCUUAGGUCUGGUACAUCUGCAUUUCAGGGUUUUUUUCCUUACUGUAUGCUCCUUGUGUAGAGACUUGCGGCUGGCGAGUGGUUUACUGCUCGAGUUUCUUCGUGUGGACUGUUUCAUAUCGUUUAUUCAAGUGCUCCUGAUCUUGUGAAGACUGAAUUGAGGUCCAUAUAUGGGCAACUAUGCCAAGAUGAUAUGCCAAUGGUUAGAAGAUCUGCUGCUUCCAAUUUAGGAAAGUUCGCAUCCACUGUUGAGCAAGGUCAUCUAAAGGCAGAUAUCAUUCCCAUGUUUGAGGAUUUGACCAAAGAUGGUAUGUAUUAGUUUGUUGUUUGGCUUUGAUGUACUUCCAUUUCAACCAGUUUACAUUAGUGUCUGUUUUUGGAAACUAUCUUCUGUUUAACGUUUGGAAUGAAAAUGGGUUUUUUCUUACAACAUAUUCCCAAUUUUGUUCCUAUUGCGAAGAUCUCUGCAUUAUGUCUUUCUUUUAUUUCACAUUUUAUUCCAAAUACUUUGAAUUUAUUUUUAAGGCAACUGAUUUCCAUCUGCCAUGGACUUUCAUUUUUUUUGUUCUAGAUCAAGAUUCUGUGCGGUUGCUGGCUGUUGAAGGAUGUGCAGCACUUGGAAAGUUGUUGGAAUCCCAGGACUGUAUCACGCACAUUCUUCCUGUUAUCAUUAGUUUCUCACAGGUAUGCAUUAGGCUUCUAGCUUUUAAUACUGAUGUUUGAGGAAAGUUUUUCCUCUCAUUGCAUGCGUUCAUCUUCUAGUUUCAAUAAGAAAAAAAUAUGGAAUCAUGUUCUCUUCACAAGAUUCUGUCUCUAAUCUGAUCGAGGAUAUCAUGUCUACCCUGAAACUCAAAAUCAUGGUUUAUGACUGUCAUCACGUACUCUAGGUUCAAUUGUAAUUACAUUUUUUUUUCUUAUUGUAUAGGACAAAUCGUGGCGGGUGCGCUACAUGGUCGCUAAUCAGUUAUAUGAGCUUUGUGAAGCUGUUGGUCCUGAGUCCACUAGGUAUCACACAAUUUUUUUUUUCAUUAUCUGAUAUUAUUAUGAUUAAAUAUCUGAUUCCAAGUUCCCAUUUCUGUUAACUUUUGUUCACAUUUUUGUCACAAAUACAAACUAAACGAUGCAUGUGAUACUCUACUAAUCCUUUAAAGUACAAGACAACGGGACUAUAUAUUUAAACGUCGAUGUUAAUUUUUGGAUAAUUUAAUUAGUUUCAGAUAUUUAUUUCUGUGUUAUUUACAUUUAAUACAGUAAACCAAUAAUAAGAUUUUUUUGACAGAUGUCUUCUUACAUAUUUCUUGAUUUCUUUUAUCUUUCUUUGAGUUUAUUGGUCUAUUCAUAUUAUAAUAGUAAAGUAGACUAAUCCGAUUUUUUAUAAAUAAACAUAAUGAUACAUCUUAGAUGGCAGGGUACUUUAUGAAUCAUCUUACUUAAGUUUGAUUUGACUUUUACAUGUCCUACUCUAAGCUACAUAUUUGAGUAAAAAUGUCGAGCAUAAAGAUCAAAUCCGUACAUUUAUUUUGUUUUAGUUGAAAAACAGGGGAAUAAGGCCAUAAAGUGGAGAUCAAACAGGCAUGUUUUUUGUCUCCCUGAUACUCCUUGGAAAAAGGAGGGAGAGACAUUCAUACCUGUGCGAAAUAUUAUAUUACCUACGGUCGCAUUGAAUGUUUGUGCACAAAUACAUCUGAUUCAUCAAUGUGACCUAUUGAUUGGCCACUUGUAGUAUGCAGAAUAUUUUUGGUUCAACAAUGUAUUAUAUAUCUUCAUCCAAAUGGCCAUAUUAAGGGUAAAUUUCUUGUCAAUGAUUAAUUAGUGCUUUUGUUUUCAAGGACGGAUUUGAUGCCUGCAUAUGUUCGGCUUCUUCGUGAUAAUGAGGCAGAAGUGAGGAUAGCAGCUGCUGGAAAAGUGACAAAGUUCUGUCGUAUCUUGGAACCUCAGCUUGCUAUUCAACACAUUCUUCCGUGUGUGAAGGUACAGAUACUGUCUACUGCGAAAUAUAUCUUGUUUUGAAAAUGCAAGGCCAGUGACAUAUUUCUAGAUGAGUGACUACCCUUUUUGCGUGCCAUUUUGUUUAUUACCCAUCUUACAGCAUGCAAAUGAUGAAGUGUAGGGGCAGUCUCCUCAUGCUUCAUCCCGCUUUUAAUGUAUGCGUGUUUCUUCAUGAGUUUUCUUACCAUAGGUUAUUUUUUGGUAAUUAUUUGAAAGAAACGUAUGAACUACUUAUGGAAUCUGUAAUUGCAUUUCGUUGGUUAAUCAUUGCUUUAAGUCAUCAAGCUGCGGUUUCAAGUUACUUCCCUAUCAUCAUAUGCUAUAUUUAUUCAGAGGUUGUUCAUUCUGUAUGACGAAUCAAGAUAAUUCUAUUCAAAAGGAAGGAAAUAAAAUGUGCUGUUAUUUUAUGAAGGCACAAAUUCAUGUGCUGGAUCUCGCAUGUGAUUUUCUCCCUGUACGUUGAUGUUUUUUUCAUGUGCAUUGUAAAUUUCAUGAAGCAUAUCUUAUAAACCUGAUGCUGACUAGGAUUUCUGACUGUUAUUCCUUCACACCUGGCCCCUGUGUGGCUUAGUUUUGUACUGUGAAACUGUGAAGCUGCUUCGUAUCCUUUUUAGUGUCCAAUAUGGUCUAUCUGCUUACACUCAUGAUUUGUAUUUCAUGUUUUUUUUUAAUUUUUUGAAUGUUCCCUUUUGAUCUCUUUUGUAUGGAACUUUUUGGCUGCAGGAAUUGUCAUCAGACUCUUCGCAGCAUGUUCGUUCAGCCUUGGCAUCAGUUAUCAUGGGAAUGGCACCAGUUCUUGGAAAGGUAUAUGUAUAUGCUUACUUUGUGAAAUGAAAUUGCUUUAAAAACAAAGAAGAAAAACAGUUGAAACUUUUGCUUUGUAGUUUCUAAGGUGUUCCAUGAUUUACAUCUGAAGUGAAUGUAAUACUCUUUUGUCUUUUUUUCGUUGGUCAUGCAUCCUAAUUUGAUUUUUUCCCUUAAUUUUAAUUUUUCUGGUUUUUCUUUAUCAUGUUCCAUUUUUGUGAACUUCGGUGAAGGUUCUGUUGUUAGGAUUAUAGAAUAAAUGAUGCUUUUAAGAGAAUAAACUAAUGCAAUUUCUCUUGGUGUCCUUUAUGUUUUAUCUGGGGAAUAUAAUCUAUCUGGUUUUUUUUUGUCGUUUUCUUACUGAACCUUCUGAUAUGGUUGUCUGCUUUCUUGGUGUCUGCUUAAGGAAAGCAACAAUCAUUACUGUAUCCUUAAAAGCGAAGCACUCUGGCAUAACAUCCAUUUUAUCUGGCGGUUUUUGCUGAAUAUAGGACAUAUUUUGUUGCUUUGACACAACUUAAUGCAGAAAAUAGUGCUUUCUCAGGCGGGAACUCAUCUUCUGACUAAUCUGCUUCUGUGCACAUUUCCUUAGAUUAAAUGAACGAACAUUCAAUAAGUGAGAUUCAACAUCAAGGACAAACACAACUCACUUUUUCCUCAUGUGGACCAGGUUAUUAUAAUCUUAUGAAGGUCAGCUAUAAAGGGAAACCUUUUAUUAGGCCAAAAAAUCGCAUAUAAGUUAAGUGAUGCUGGGCAGCCUUGAUUACCACCAUAGGCUUCUCGUAGUCACUCACCUAAAACUAAUCUGAUAUGAUAUGUAGGGCAUAAGGAUUUAUUUAGGGCAUAAGGAUUUCGGACCCAGUGCAUAAACUUAAUGCGACCAACUGUCCUCGGAAUGAUAUGGAAACACAUUUCACAGUGUUGUACGGUAAUCUGGAAAGUGGGAAAACUAAAAUCUGAUUGUGGUGACUGGCUGCUACUUGCAUCAACUUCCAUAGAAUUCUGUUAAUAUAUUCCCUUUGGUUACCUGAUCUCAGUCUAUACUUGGAAUUGGAAGUAUCAAGUCAAUCCCGCUAGAAUGAUUCAGACUGGGUUAUGUCAACUUAUAUAUAAAAAGAGCACAAUGCUGUAUACCAAUUUGUGGAUAUAUUUUCUAGUUGGGUGCUGGAAAUCACUACUGGUACACAGCGGAGUCAAAAAUGUCUAAAUCCAUUCUUGAAAUGUUUUAGCUGAGUCAUGUGUCUUCUGGCCAUUGAUACCGAAAGAGAUGAGUGUGCUUCCUCUUUGUUGGUUCUAUAUCUUUUCAUUUUCUUCAAUCUCUUCUAAAUACUGCUACUGCUUUCUCGUGGAUUCCUCUUUGUUGAUUUUUCUUGUGGAUAUGAUUCUUAUCUCAAGUAUCUCUUCAUCUGUAAGGCAUACGGUUACAAGUCACCAGAAUUGAUAUUCUUAUUGUUUUGAUUUUUUAUUAUCUUACAAAGUUGUUUUGUCUUCAUGUGUUUACAAAUUACCAAAGAUUCUGUUUGUACGAAAUUGGUCUCGGUCAAACUGUUCUGUCGUGUGAUCAUGUUUAACACAUUUACCUGUCGCAGAAACUUUAUUUACUAGCGAAAUUAAUGGUUUGCAUAUUAUAGGAUGCCACAAUCGAGCAGCUUCUGCCAAUCUUUCUCUCCCUUUUGAAAGAUGAAUUUCCUGAUGUUCGAUUGAAUAUAAUUAGCAAGCUCGACCAAGUGAAUCAGGUUUGAGUUUUUUUUUCUUUUGGUUUUUGCUGUUAAACAGUUUAUUGCCCUUGCCCGUGCACAUAAUGUUUUUACUUUUCUUGAUUGUUUAUUUGGAGUCUUUUUCUUGAUGCAUUUUAUCCUUGCUUUCGUUAACUGUGGCCACAUCGUAAGAUGAAUUGAUUUAAUAAAGUACAUUUCUCUUGGUGAUGUUUUUUUUUAAUCAAGUAUCAAAUUCUGCAGGGAAGUGAAGUGGAUGUUGUGGUAUCUUAUAUGUAUUUUGUAGAUCAUGUAGGUGGCAUUCAGAUAUAUCUCAUUGGAUCUGCACUUUUGUUAUGAAAUGAUGCCUUUAAAUAUAUUAAAGGUGGAAGUAGUGCUAUCUGGUAGUCGCUUGGAUAGUUGUAGUUGCAGAUAGUUCUGUGGGGACUUGUAAAGAACAGAAGACAUUUGACGCCAUCGAUUGCCAUUCUCUCACGGGUUUUUAAUAUCAAGUACCAUCUAUAAACUACUGAGAGUAAUGUAUUAUAUUUAUUUUUUCUUAAGAUUCUUCCCAGGAACGAGCAAGAAAACGUACAAACAUACGCGGUGGAUGCUAGCUUGCUUUGUGUUUUUCAUAAAUUUUAACGUUUUUACAGUCAAAAUUAUGGGAAAGCAAAUCGGCAAUGCUACCUUUGCUUCGUUCAUUUAUCCAGUAGAUCCCGGAGGCAAUCCUAUACUCUUAAACAAAGGGGACAGAAGCAUUGUUCCAUGAAUAAAAAUGGAAAAAAUGUAUAGUUCAAGAUAAAUGUAGACGUUUUACCUGAAUUUGUUGCAGACAUUACUAUUUCUACGAUUACAGCCUGCAUUGACGUUUGGAUCAGUUGCACUGCAAUGUGUGGACAUCUGGUGCUUUGGGGAGUCAAAUAUUGGGAUUAGCUUGCAAUUCUGGGCGGAUCGUUGACACCAUUUCUUCUAAUGAAAUAGAUUAUUUAUUUCACACGAACCCCUUGGAUUACAAUGCGCUUAUAAUGAGAGGUUUCCUAGUAAGAGCACUUUGGUUUGUGGCAAUGAUGGCGUCUUGAUCUUCCUUUGAAGUGGAGGAAGACUAAAAAAUUGACUUGUCCCAAGGUUGGCAGCAGGCUUAAGUUCUGUGCUAAGGGGAAGAGCCAGAGAAGGAGAAGGGCAGGAGGUUUCCACCUAUAUUCAUCAAUAGAAAAAGAAGAAGAAGGAGAAGAAGAAGAAGAGGGGAGGCAGGUGUGAUUGUGCAAAGCAUAAAUGGAUAAUUCAAAACAUUGUCUGCCUUGACAUGCGGCUUUCUUUGCUGCCAUCUGCUCGAUAUUUAUAUCUUCUUCCACCCCAACCUGGCAAGAAGGGCCAUGUAUUUGUUUGGGGAGAGGAAAGAAUCAGGAGAGGUUUUUGAAGGGGGAGCUUUACUCUGGAGAUCCAUCCAUUUUUGUGACAAGUUUUUAUAACAUGCCCAAAGUGUCUGAUUUUCUUGUUUUCCAGUCUGUUGCCAGUGCAGAUGAGGACUAAAGAUGUGGACCGUGUCUAUCUGGGACAUUUCCUGUUCCUAAUAGAUAAAUUAAUUAGUUAGGCUUACCAAGUAUAAGCCUAUAUUUCUGGCCCGAAUUAUAUUUUACUCUCGAACAGUUUGAAGCAAUUAAUUUCUGAUAUCUUUUGUAGGUGAUCGGUGUUGACCUAUUGUCCCAGUCAUUGUUGCCGGCCAUUGUGGAGCUUGCAGAGGAUAGACAUUGGCGUGUUCGUCUUGCUAUAAUUGAGUACAUCCCACUUUUAGCAAGCCAGCUGGGCGUAGGCUUUUUUAAUGACGAGCUUGGGACACUAUGUAUGCACUGGUUGGAAGAUAAGGUACGUGACGAUCUCUUUGUUUGCAACAUCAAAUGUCAAUAUGUAUGCUUCUUUAAAACCAUUAUUAUGUCAUCCUUUGGAUGCACGAGUUUCAUCAUACCAUUAUUACGUCUCUGAAGACAUGUGUGUUACUUACUGUGAAAAGCAGUUGUUAAUCAAGUGCUUGUUUCAUUUAGAUUAAUGAGAAAACUUUUUUCGCUUGUUAAUGUCAGCAGUUGAAGUGAGAUUCUCCUCUCUUUCUAUCCCUCUCUAUCUAUCUAUUUUGCUCUCUGUCUAUCUCCCUUUCUCUCUUUCUCUCUUUCUCUCUCCUCUCUAUCUCUCUCUUUAUCUUUCUUUCUCUCUCUCUCUCUCUCUCUAUCUAGUUAUCUAUCUUUUUUUUUCUAUCUUAAAAGAGGGAGAAGCUUAUACACUUGCCUACCAUGGGCGGACUAAUCUUCCAUAUUCGUUUUAUUGAAAUACUUUCAUCUCUAAUUCCUUUAUCUUUUGCUCUUUUGGGAAAAUUCUUAUUUGCGCACUUUUUAUCCCACAUAAACCGGAGGCUUCUUUUCAACUCCUGUGUUGAUAGAUUCCAAGCUUUUUGAGAAUCAUCUCUAGUACCAAUUAGCUGUUCUUGGAAAACUACAGGUUUACUCGAUUCGCGAUGCAGCUGCUAAUAACUUGAAGCGUCUCGCCGAGGAAUUUGGCCCAGACUGGGCUCUGCAACAUAUUAUUCCUCAGGUGAUCUUCUUACUUGUUACUUCUGCAACAUAUUAUUUCGAUUGCAGCAGAGAUAACAGGUUCCCUUGUGGGCUAUCAAAUCUUUUUUAACUGGUUUAGAUCCGAGUUGCAAGGUUUUUUUUUUUUAAAUUCCUGGGACAAGCUAAGCCUCCUCCAACUUACUCUAAAUAGCCCAAUUCCAUUGGAUGCCACAUGGCAAUUUCCUCAGGCUGUUCAUUAUUGAUCAAGGAACACCGAAUCCAUGAACUUUUUAGGAGUAAAACCCACAAGUGGUAUGCUGUGCUGCAGGUGUUGCUAUAUUUAGAUCCAAUCCAGGUCCUUGGGAUUAGUUUCUAGCCUUCUGAGUAGUUUUGCUGCGAGGGCUGCCUAUGAUAUUUAUUUUACCUGGUACUGAAUUGUGGCGCUCCGUCUCCCUUUGCAUCUCUCUCAUUCAUGUUGCUUUUUUUUUUUUUUUUGUGACUUGGGGGUUGACUUCCCUUUGGCCUCUCCCCUGUUUUCGGCUUCUGCAUUGAGAAAAAGUCUUCUUCUCAUCACAGCUCAGAUGUAGACGAGAUGAGAGUGUACGGUCAAAAGUAUGAAUGAAGUGGGCACCUAAAUAUUUAUCUAAUUCCAGUAAAAAAAAUACCUGGGGACAUGAAAUAGGACUUAAAAUGAGGGCAUUCACUUGAUUUUUCUGAUCGAAAAUGAGCAUGGAACAAGGCAUUUACUUGAUGGGGGAAGCAAAAAGAGCAUCAUUACUCAGGAAGAGAGAGAGAGAGAGAGGGCAUAUCCGGCCAGCCUCCUCUAAUCCCAACCUAGGAAUCAGCCUCCCAUUAAGGCAUAUACCGUUGUGAUAUUUUGCAUACUUGAUGAGCUAGUAGUUUGCUUACUUUAGAGCCUGCUGAGUUAUUUUGAUCGGGGAAUGAUUUUUUUAUUUUUUUUAUUUUUAUGUUUCUUGGCGGAUCUUCUGAUAAUAAGUUGUGCAGAUUAUGGAGAAGAUAAACAACCCGCACUACCUCUAUCGGAUGACCAUUUUGCACGCCAUCUCCUUGCUUGCUCCCGUCAUGGGCUCGGAAAUCACAUGCCAAAAGCUGUUGCCAGUGAUCAUCACCGCUUCCAAGGAUAGGUUAACUCAGCAGAAAAAAAAUCACACUUCUUCUUCUUCUUCUUCUUCUUUAUCGUCGUCGUCUUCUUGAUUCUUUCUGUUUCUGCGGAAUGAGGGUCGCUCUCUCUUUCUUGCAGGGUACCUAACAUUAAGUUUAACGUGGCAAAGGUCUUGCAAUCUCUUAUUCCCAUUCUUCAACAACCUGUAAGUAAAUUUCUCUCUCUCUCUCCCCCCCUCUGACUCUCUCCCUCUCCCUCCCUCUCUCUCCCUCUCUGUCUCAUUAUAUCUUUAUAUAUAUAUAUAUACAUACAUACAAAAUGCGUUGUCAGUCUCGUAUUUUUCUAAUUUCGUGGUUCAAAUGGAUGUUGGAAGGUUGUGGAGCAGACUGUGAGACCAGCCCUGGUGGAACUGAGCGAGGACCCCGAUGUGGACGUGAGGUACUUCGCCAGCCAGGCUCUCCACGCCUGUGACAGCGUCAUGAUGUCAACCUAG
Messenger RNA from Spirodela intermedia, 9369 nucleotides. NCBI's taxonomy places the organism in Eukaryota, Viridiplantae, Streptophyta, Magnoliopsida, Alismatales, Araceae. The record is from the annotation of a GenBank genome assembly.